This is a messenger RNA of Paramecium primaurelia, 576 nucleotides long. NCBI's taxonomy places the organism in Eukaryota, Ciliophora, Oligohymenophorea, Peniculida, Parameciidae. The record is from the annotation of a GenBank genome assembly.
UUAAACAUUAUUUAUUUUAUCAUUUUCAAAUGCAAAACAGACUUACAAAAGAGCUACAAGACUUGACCACAGGUAAUCCUCUUGCAGGAGUGCAAAUUACACCUGAUCCUAAUAAUAGAUUAUUGUAUAGAUUCAAUAUAUAAAUCAUAGAUGGACUGCUAUUGUUGCAGGACCAGAAGGCACAGCUUAUUAAGGAGGAAAGUUUAAACUCUCUAUCACCUUUCCAGAGAAUUACCCUUUUAAGGCUCCCUUCUUUUAAUUUUAGACUAAAAUAUUCCAUCCAAAUAUUAAUGAAAAGGGGGAAUUUUGUGAAGAUAUGAUAGAAACAAAGGUAUUUUGAUUCAUUCAGAAUUAGGAAUAAUGGCAACCAACAAAAACUGUUAAGUAGGUUUUGGAAAAGAUCUUAAAUAUCCUCGGACAAGUCAAUACUGAUUAAUCACUUAAUAAUUAAGCAAUGGAGAUGUAUAAAAGUGACAAGAAUAAAUUUGAAGAGUUUGUAAGAGCUGAAACAAAGAAGCAUGCUUCUUGAAUUAUUAUUAGUAUUAUUCAUUGUAAAACAUUAAUCUAAGACACUCA